This is a messenger RNA of Euleptes europaea (tarantolino), 4361 nucleotides long. It is a transcript of the gene RASAL2, whose product is annotated as RAS protein activator like 2. Lineage: Eukaryota; Metazoa; Chordata; Lepidosauria; Squamata; Sphaerodactylidae. The record is from RefSeq and is a predicted model, not a curated record. The transcript has 19 exons. The coding region runs from base 1 to 4254 and encodes 1417 amino acids. Gene Ontology annotation, biological process: regulation of GTPase activity.
AUGAAUGUGUUUAAGAAGCGUUCUAGUCUUUCUCCUGCGCGCUUUCAAAGGUCUCUGUCAGAGCAGGAUGGUGACUCUACAAGAGUCAGAGCAAGCUUGAAGGACUACCAUUGGAACCGCCAAACAAAAAGUAAGAAGAUAUGUGAAAAAGCAGAUUCAGAUUUAGGGAAGCUUCUAGGAACUUACAGAUGGCAGACUCAUCCCAGAUUUCAUUGGAAGAUGAGCAAGAGAGCAGAUGCACUGAAGACAGCUGAACGGCCUUUCAGGGUACACAAUUUAAUUGCUGAUGGUUCCCAGGAAGAUCCAGAAGAGAAGGCUGCCGUGCCAGCCACCAAGCCAUUCCGGGUUCCCUUCUGCAGGUCUAUAUCUGAACCCACAGCACACUGGAGGGACAGAAUCACCAAGCCGUUCCCGCAGCCAGAGGGUGGUGAUCAGGAGAACUAUUUCAUCCGUGGCUUCUUCUCUACAUUGUCUGGCAGCUUUAAUAAAGUGCUUAAUCGAAAAGAGGAGCACAGUGCAUCAGUGACAAAUGAAGGGAUGGAGAACAUGCAGGUGGAUUUGACCGCAGAUGUGAAAGGACCACCAACUCACAGGCUGUCUUGUGGCCAGUCCCCCGAUUCUGAAACUGUGAUAUGGGAGACCAAGUACUCCAUUCUGACCGACAGCCAGCUUGUGCUGCUGAACAAAGAGAAGGAGGUGGCUGAUGAUGGAGGACAGGAGCUGGCGGCAGAGCCAACCAAAGGGCGGUGUCUGCGUCGCACAGUCAGCGUCCCUUCGGAAGGCCAGUUUUCUGAGAUUCCAGCAGAGGGCACUGCAAAGCUCGAAGUCCCAGCAGAGAAGUCUCCUCGCAGACGGAGCAUCUCAGGGACCAGUGGCUCAGAAAAAGCCAAUCCCAUGGAUUCAUCAAACACAUCUCCAUUCAAAGUACCAGGAUUCUUCAGUAAGAGGCUUAAAGGCUCAAUAAAAAGAACAAAGAGCCAGUCGAAGUUGGACAGGAAUACCAGCUUCCGUCUUCCAUCUCUUCGACCUGCUGAGGAUAGGUCCCGUCCUUUACCGAAGCUGAAAGAAUCUCGUUCCCAUGAAUCUUUGUUGAGUCCAGCUAGUGCUGUGGAGACAUUAGAUCUUGCCACUGAAGAGAAAGUCUUGGUCAAACCCCUUCAUAGCAGUAUCCUCGGACAAGACUUCUGCUUUGAGGUAACAUACUCGAGCGGCAGCAAAUGCUUCAGCUGUUCUUCCACUGCUGAAAGAGACAAGUGGAUGGAAAACCUACGGAGAGCGGUUCAGCCUAACAAGGAUAACUGUCUUCGAGCUGAGAAUAUAUUGCGUCUUUGGAUCAUUGAAGCCAAGGACUUGGCCCCCAAGAAGAAGUACUUCUGUGAAUUGUGCUUGGACGAUACUUUAUUUGCCCGCACUACAAGAAAAACAAGAGCUGACAAUAUCUUCUGGGGUGAGCACUUUGAAUUCUCAGGACUUCCAUCAAUACUCAGCAUCACUGUCCAUAUCUACAAGGAUGUUGAGAAGAAAAAGAAAAAGGACAAAAAUAACUAUGUUGGUCUAGUCAACAUCCCUGUUGCCAGUGUGACUGGCCGUCAGUUUGUGGAAAAGUGGUACCCCAUCAGCACACCCACUCCCAAUAAAGGCAAGACUGGAGGACCUUCCAUCCGGAUCAAGUCUCGAUACCAGACCAUUAUCAUCCUGCCCAUGGAGCAAUACAAGGAAUUCGCUGAAUUUGUCACUAACAAUUACACUUUGUUGUGCACCGUGCUGGAGCCAGUGAUCAGUGUCCGUAACAAAGAGGAAAUGGCCUGUGCUUUGGUUCACAUUCUUCAGAGCACUGGCAGAGCCAAGGACUUUUUGACCGAUCUGGUGAUGUCUGAGGUUGAUCGCUGUGGGGAGCACGACGUGCUGAUCUUCAGGGAGAAUACACUUGCCACCAAAGCCAUUGAGGAAUACCUCAAGCUGGUUGGACAGAAGUAUCUGCAAGAUGCCCUUGGUGAAUUUAUCAAGGCGCUGUAUGAGUCGGAUGAGAAUUGUGAAGUGGAUCCUAGCAAAAGUUCACCCAGCGAGCUGUCCGAUAACCAGGCCAACCUCAAAAUGUGUUGUGAGCUGGCCUUCUGCAAAAUCAUCAACUCCUAUUGUGUCUUUCCUCGGGAGCUGAAGGAGGUGUUUGCAUCAUGGAAGCAGCAGUGCCUCAACAGGGGGAAGCAGGAUAUCAGUGAGCGCCUGAUCAGUGCCUCGCUUUUCCUCCGUUUCCUCUGCCCAGCUAUCAUGUCUCCGAGUCUCUUUAACCUCAUGCAGGAGUACCCUGAUGACCGUACCUCUCGGACUCUCACCCUAAUUGCAAAAGUUAUCCAAAACCUGGCAAACUUUACAAGAUUUGGAAACAAAGAAGAAUAUAUUACAUUUAUGAAUGAAUUUCUGGAACAUGAGUGGGGAGGCAUGAAACGCUUCCUGGUGGAAAUUUCGAAUGCGGACACCAUCUCCAACACGCCAGGAUUUGAAGGAUACAUAGAUCUGGGGAGGGAAAUUGCCAUCUUGCAUUCCCUGUUGUGGGAAGUGGUGUGCCAACUAGAUAAGGGUGAAAAUUCCUUCCUACAGGCAACAGUUGAAAAACUUGGGCCUCUACCACGGAUUCUUUCGGACAUCGCAAAAGCUGUAUCAAACCCUAUUCCAACACAACAGCAGUUGAGGCGGUUAACAGAGCAUAGUUCAAGCCCAAAUGUGAGCCUGUCUUCGGGGCUUCAGAAGAUAUUCGAGGACCCCACUGACAGUGAGAGCAAAGUGACAUCAGCCCAGGAAAGUGAAUAUUCGCUGAAAGGCCAGCUGCUCUGGAUCCAGCAUUCAGCAUCAAGGAGUGCUACAUCAUCAGAUCAAGGGGAUGACCCAGUCAUGCCGAAUGCCAGGAGUAUAUCUCUGAUGGAUCUACAGGAUUCUAAUGUCCCGCAGGGCUUUCCUGCAUGCAUGAUUCAUGACAGUACCCUAAGUUCGUCUGGGAGUCAUCUGUCAGUCGGGGAGGCAGCAGGCAUGAAAGUCUUCUACGGCAUGCCCCAGAGUGCCCCCCAAAGUCGAAGGCCCCUGAAGUCACCAGUGAGUCAGCCAGGCAAUCUCCAACCCCUGUCCUUCCAAAAUCCUGUGUACCACCUUAGCAAUCCUUCCAUGCCCCUUCCCACCCUCCCCCAGCCAGUGCCCCAGCCCACUCCUCCCCAGCCAAUGUCAACCCCCACUCCCUCCCACCCAAAGUCUACAAUGUCAGUGGACUCAAGCCUGGAAAACAUCAGCAUGACCAGCUCCCGAAGCCAACAUAGUGAUGACUUAAAAAUGAGCAGCCCUGGCAAUGGCAGUAUGGAAGACGUCACUAGAAGGAGUGUGAAAAGUGAAGAUUUUUCCUGGCGGGGUGCGCUGGCAGACAAACGCAUCCCUGUCGCUUUGCCACGGCAGAGUAGUACUGGGCAGGUGCCAGCCCACAAAGUAGACCAAGCGGGGCUGGGCGCAAGGGCAAAGGCUCUUCCCCACAGCGCCUCUGUCAGAAGCACGGGAAGCAUUUCUGCGGCAUCCGCUGCAAUGACCACAGAGCCUCUCCAAAACGGGAAUCGGUCACAGCAGCUGUCUUCCUCUUCCCGAGAAAGCCCGGUUCCAAAAGUGCGGGCUAUCCAGCGGCAGCAGACGCAGCAGGUUCAGUCCCCGGUAGACUCUGCCACAAUGUCACCAGUGGAAAGGACAGCCGCCUGGGUCCUCAACAAUGGGCAAUAUGAAGAAGAUGCUGACCAGGAUGAAGUCAAGCAUGCAGAAAAGUAUGAGCAAGAGAUAGCCAAUCUGAAGAACCGGCUAACAGUAUCCAGUCGCCGGCUGGAAGAAUAUGAACAGCGUCUCCUCGCUCAAGAGGAGCAAAUGAAGCAGCUGUUGACAGCAUACAAAGCAAGGCUGGAAGACAGUGAGGAGCGGCUCCGAAGGCAGCAGGAAGAGAAGGAUGCUCAAAUGAAGAGCAUCAUCAGCAGGCUAAUGGCUGUUGAAGCAGAGCUUAAAAAAGACCAUGAGAAGAUGCAAGACGUGAUAGAGACUAAACAGAAAAUAAUUGAUGCACAGGUCUUAAUUGGGGAUGAGAUAAUGCAAGCAGGAAAAAAGGAUCCAGUCUUUAGAAUCAGCCAACACCCGUCUGAUGAGUGCACUGACACAAGUAAAAGAUCAUUACAGCAUGCAGACGCGCAACGGAAUCUCCCCGACGAAGCUUUCAAUAACGGAGAAUGGGGAAUUUAAAAGCAGCAGCUAACAGCCAUUUUCUCCCCACAACUUGCCGUCUCUCCUUUCUCCAGCCUCGCCACAUGCCUCCCCCUGUGCUCCCUAAAGAUGCCUGCUUCAAAGCA